AUGGAAAAGCUCCAGCUUCCAGAAUGGAACGAUAUCGAAAGAUAUUUUAAAGACCCCGAAUUAAUAACAGCAGAAAUCUUAUUUGUAGCAUUAACUCUAUGCAAUGUAUUUGUCAUGUACCGCCUCUUCCUAGAUGUGAUUCCUUUCCCCAUAUUUGUUACUUGGUGGCAGUUGGCACAAGGGUUGCUAGUUGCUUAUGUAUGUGGAGAGUUAGGAAAAGAAUUUCCAAAAUUUGCAUAUUUUCCAAAAGUGGAAAUAAAUGAAAAUAUGCUUAAAGUUUUAUUUGUACCUUCUAUUUUUUAUUGUUUAAUGCUUGUGUUAUCAAAUUAUUUAUUAUAUAAAACACCUUGUAUAGCAUCGUACCCUGUACUUGUUAGUUUCACUGUGGUUUUUCAUCAUCUUACUCGUUUUGUUGGAUGUGGAGAGGAAUAUAUGCCACUAAGAUGGAAAUCAAUUGUAUUUCUAUUAGCUGCUUUUGUAAUUGGUUGUUUUGAUUCGAAAACAACAGGAAAGGGAGUAAUCAUCUGGGCUUUAUUAUAUGCAUUAUUUUCAGCUAUUUUUCGAGCCGGAUUUAUGCAGAAAAUUAUGCAUUUAGUAGAUGGAAAAGGAAAUACAUUACACAAUAAUCAACACCUGUUAGGUGUAUUACUUCUACCCAUAUUAAUUAUAUUAUCAGGAGAAUGGGCUGUUUUUGGACAUAUGCCAUAUAAUAUUACCUCUUUAUACACUUGGCAAAUGUGGGGAUGUCUAGUGACUGUAGGUGCCUUACCCUUUAUAAAAAAUGUUAUAUCAAAUAGAUUAGUUAGAAGAACUGGCCAAGGACCAUGGAGAUUUUUAGAAAUUAUAUCCAUUAUACUUGUUUUUUUUAUUGGAAUGUCAUAUAAUGCACCAUCAUUUAAAGGGUAUUUAGCAAUUAUAUGUGUAAUAAUUGGUAGAUCUUUGGGUGCUUUUGAUGUUAUGUUAAAUUCAUCUGAUUACAUGAUGGCAGAAGAAGAGAGGAAAAGGAAAAUCUGCAGAUCCAGUUAUGCAAAAAGUAGACAAGGUACUCAAGCAUCCAAACCAUUUCUUUAUUCUGGAGAUAACGAAGAAGAUGAAGAAAGUUCCUUUAGUUCUAAUGACAGUAAAAGUUAUCAAGGUUCUCAGGAUUAUGAUGAUAAAGACAGUGUCAAUAGUAGCUCACAGCAUUAUAGUGUUCAUAAAGGUACCAGCAGAAUGGACAGCUCAUCUAAUCAAACUAGCCACGCUGGAAUGUCUGGGGACGAAAGCAGAAGAGGUAGUAGAAGCAAUGAUCCCAAGGCUAAUGCACGCAGUACUAGUUUCCACUCCAAAUCCAAACUGUCCCGAAAUUACUCCUCCAAAAAGCAGGAAAUAGUGGACUCACAGGCUUAG
Molecule: messenger RNA, 1389 nt
Organism: Plasmodium gonderi
Lineage: Eukaryota; Apicomplexa; Aconoidasida; Haemosporida; Plasmodiidae
Product: glideosome-associated protein 40
Exons: 1
Coding region: 1-1389 (462 amino acids)
Source: RefSeq, a predicted model, not a curated record